Molecule: messenger RNA, 3443 nt
Organism: Chroicocephalus ridibundus (black-headed gull)
Lineage: Eukaryota; Metazoa; Chordata; Aves; Charadriiformes; Laridae
Gene: LGI3
Product: leucine rich repeat LGI family member 3
Exons: 7
Coding region: 264-2261 (665 amino acids)
Biological process (GO): regulation of exocytosis
Cellular component (GO): synaptic vesicle
Molecular function (GO): protein binding
Source: RefSeq, a predicted model, not a curated record
GGCUGGGAAUGCGGUGCCUGGGACGGGAUGGACGGGCGGACGGUGCCUCCUGCCACCCGGCCAGCGCUCGGGGCUGGCAUGGCCAGCACUGCAGCACGGGCGAGGAUACAGGGUGGGGAGAACCGGGGUGGCGUCCCCCCUCUGCCCCGUCCCACUGCACCCCGAGAGCACCCAGCACCCCCCCACCCCCCCACCCUCUCCUUGGCAGCGUGCACCCCCGUGUUCGCACGCCCGCGCGCCGCUGAGGACAGGCGUCCAGAGGGAUGCUCGGGCUGUCACUCAGCCGCAUCCCUCCCUCCCUCCCUCCUUCCCGCAGCACAGGAGCAUGGUGCGCUGCAGAGCAGCGGGUCGCAUGCCGGCAGCCUCCGCCGCCGCCGCUUCCCCUCCACACUGAAAUCUCCCGGGAAGGAGAAGAGGAAAAGGCUUCCCCGCCGUUUCCCGGCACAACAGGAGGAGAGGGACCAGCUCCGGGGAAAGAAACAGGGCUAGGCCAGGGCGUGAUGGAGCUGCGGCGCGGGAGGAGGAUGCCGAGGGGCCAGCUCUCGGCUCUUCUCCUCUUCCUCGCCUUGGCCUGGCUCUGGCUGCCGGCGGGGGGUCGGCGGCCCCCCCGGCCACCCCCUUGCCCCCCGAGCUGCUCCUGCACCCGGGACACAGCUUUCUGCGUGGACUCCAAGGCCGUGCCCAGGAAUCUGCCCCCCGAGGUCAUCUCGCUGACGAUGGUGAACGCAGCCUUCACGGAGAUCCGAGAGGCAGCCUUCGCCCACAUCCCCUCGCUGCAGUUCCUCCUGCUCAACUCCAACAAGUUCACGCUGAUCGGGGACAACGCCUUCGCCGGCCUCUCGCACCUCCAGUACCUGUGCGUGGGACGGGGACGGGGACACGGGGACGGCACGGGGAGGGCGGGGGUACCCGCAGGGGAUCGGGCCCCUCAGGGCGGCCGUGCCACCGUCUCCUCCCACCCCAGGUUCAUCGAGAACAAUGACAUCCAGGCGCUCUCAAAGGCCACUUUCCGCGGGCUCAAGUCCCUGACCCACCUGUCCUUGGCCAACAACAACUUGCAGACGCUGCCCCGGGGGCUCUUCAAGCCGCUGGACAUCCUGAGCGACCUGGACCUGCGGGGCAACACGCUGGCCUGCGACUGCAAGAUCAAGUGGUUGGUGGAGUGGCUGGAGAGCACCAACACCACGGUCCCCGCCGUCUUCUGCAGCAGCCCCGGGCAGUUCGAAGGCCAGCGGAUCCGGGACCUGGCGCUGGGUGACUUCCAGUGCAUCACCACGGACUUCGUGGUCCACCAGGUCCUGCCCUUCCAGUCGGUGUCUGCCGAGCCCUUCACCUACGCCAGCGACCUGUACGUCGCCCUGGCGCAGCCCGGUGCCAGCAGCUGUGCCGUCCUCAAGUGGGACUACGUGGAGCGCAAGCUGCGUGACUUCGACCGCAUCCCCGCUCACUCGGCGGUGCACUGCAAGCCCAUCGUGGCGCAGGACCAGCUGUACGUGGUGGUGGCCCAGCUCUUCGGCGGCUCCUACAUCUACCGCUGGGACACCGCCGUGGACAAGUUCAUCAAGAUCCAGGACAUCGACAGCCAGAAGACCCGCAAGCCCAACGACAUCGAAGCCUUCCAGAUCGAAGGUGACUGGUACUUUGUCAUCGCCGACAGCUCCAAAGCAGGUUCCACCAGCCUCUACCGCCUCAACCAGAAUGGCUUCUACUCCCACCAAGCCCUCCACGCCUGGCACCGUGACACCGACGUGGAAUACGUGGAGAACGACGGCAAACCCCGGCUGAUCAUCUCCAGCAGCUCCCAAGCCCCCGUCAUCUACCAGUGGAACCGGGGGCAGAAGCAAUUCGCCCCCCAGGGGGAGGUCGGGGAGAUGCUGGACGUGCAGAUGGUGAAGCACUUCAAGGUGAAGCGGGACCAGUUCCUCUGCCUCAGCCGCUACAUCGGCGACUCCAAGGUGGUGCGAUGGGAAGGGCAGCGCUUCAUCGAGCUCCAGACGCUGCCGUCCCGCGGCUCCAUGGUGAUGCAGCCCUUCUCGGUGGGGCAACGGCAGUACCUGGCCCUGGGCAGUGACUUCUCCUUCACCCACGUCUACCUGUGGGAAGAGGAGAAGCAGAAAUUCGCCAAGUUUCAGGAGCUGUCGGUGCAGGCGCCGCGGGCUUUCCGCUACGUGGCAGCUGCCGACGUGCAGCUCCUCCUGGCUCCCAGCUUCAAGGCCAACACGCUGGUCUACCGGCACGUGGUGGUGGACCUCAGCCUCUAGCGGGGAGGGAGAGCCUGGGCUGCCCGUGGGGGGCCCCGACAUGGCUCUCGCCUCCCCCGAGGACACGCAUGCGCCCACCAGCCCCUUCCUCCCGCCUGCAGCCCUGCCCCGUGGUCACAGCCCCGGUGCCAGCGCCCUCCCGGCCCCCCACCUUCACCCACCCAGCCCCACGGCUUGCCGGGGGAAGACACGGGCCUCAGUUUCCCCCCCCGGCCCCUCCCCUGGGUCCUCCCAGUUUCCCCAUGUGCAGCAGCCACAGCCACCCCAUCCAGCAUCCCGUGGGAUGCGGGCAGCAGGGUGGGACACCCCUGGCCCUGCAGAUCGAUGCCCUUGGGUGCCGGAUCUGCGUGCUGAGGGGGCUGGCGGGGCACGGGUGUCACUGGGGCAAUGGGCUGGAGGCAUGUGGCAGGGAGGUCCGGGAACACGGGAGCGGGGCAGCAGGCAGGGAUGUGCACGGGCAGGGCUGGAUGGGAUGCUCCCAGGACGCUGCGGGGCUCCCAGGGUGAUGGGAUGCUCCGAGGUGGAUGGGAUGCGCGGGGUGGAUGGGAUGCUCUGAGGUGGAUGCAGAUGCGGUGCCUUGAGGAGGAUGGGAUGCUUGAGGCCAGCAGGAUGCUCCACGAAGGAUGAGGAUGGGGUGCCCUGAGGAGGAUGGGAUGCUCGAGGCCAGCAGGAUGCUCCACGAAGGAUGAGGAUGGGGUGCCCUGAGGAAGACGGGAUGCUCAAAGCCAGCAGGAUGCUCCAAGAAGGAUGCAGAUGGGGUGCCCUGAGGAGGAUGGGGUGCUCGAGGCCAGCAGGAUGCUCCGAGGCAGAUGCAGAUGGGAUGCCCUGAGGAGGAUGGCGUGCUCGAGGCCAGCAGGAUGCUCCGAGGCAGAUGCAGAUGGGAUGCCCUGAGGAGGAUGGCGUGCUCGAGGCCAGCAGGAUGCUCCAAGAAGGAUGCAGAUGGGAUGCCCUGAGGAGGAUGGGAUGCCCGAGGCCAGAGGGAUGCUCCAGGCUGGUGGGAUGCUGCCGAGGCAGUGCUGCCACCCGCAGAAGCAGGGCUGUUCCCGUCCCUCUCCGUGCAUGUCCAGCAGCUCCCUCUGUGUCCCCCUGUGUCCCCCCCUGCCGGGCAGGACCCAGCGUGCCAGCCGGACACAGGGUGUACGUGCCCGCUGAAACGCUCCCCACAAUAAACACACUGUGACA